This is a messenger RNA of Globicephala melas (long-finned pilot whale), 3713 nucleotides long. RefSeq names its product F-box protein 34 (gene FBXO34). Lineage: Eukaryota; Metazoa; Chordata; Mammalia; Artiodactyla; Delphinidae. Gene Ontology annotation, molecular function: protein binding. The record is from RefSeq and is a predicted model, not a curated record.
CCCCCGGGACCGGCGGCCGGUGAGGAAAUCGGGCUCUGGGUGGGGGUAGCCUCGCCCUGUCGCGCCCGCCGGGGCUCUACCGCUCCGUCCUUCCCCGUCCCAGCGCAGGUGAGCUGGCGCCUGUCCUUAACCUUCUUCGGGGACCUGGCAGGACCGAGGCUCGGAAGCUUCUCUAGCCUCCGGGCUGGCGCAAGUCGACUGCGGUUCCGCCCCAGUCCCGAUGAAGUCAUAGUGCUGUGGUUUAGCGUGUCUGUGACGUCAGGGGUUUCCAAGAGAUGAGCUGUGACGUCAUGCAGACCCCGGCGGGGAGGUUGACACGCAGAAGGGCCAGGAGGACCAGGAGGGGAGAAAAAGGAAGAACUGCUGCUCAGUGAACAUCCUGUGACUUGCCUUCAUUAUGCUCAUUUCGCAUAGAGUCGUCUUCCUUGGUUUAUUGCCUUGUUUUGCUGGGGUACAUACUAAGAGCCUCUGUUAUGCACCUAAAGCCAUACUGGAAACUCCAGAAGAAAGUGCGACCUUUGGAAAUCAGCAAGGAAACUCUGAGAACUCCUAUGAGCCACCAACAAGCUAUAAAUGAUGAAAAAUGCAAAGCUAGCUGUAUGAAACCAAGUGUCUUUCCUUCAGCCUCUCUUGGUAAAGCAUCAUCUCGAAAGCCUUUUGGAAUCCUUUCUCCAAAUGUCCUGUGCAGUAUGAGUGGGAACAGUCCUGAAGAGAGCAGCGUGAAUGUUAAAACCAAGAAGAAUGCAUCGUCUGCAACAAUCCACCAGGGUGAGGAAGGGGAAGGGCCACUUGAUAUCUGGGCUGUCGUGAAACCGGGAAAUACCAAGGAAAAGAUUGCAUUCUUUGCAGCCCACCAGUGUAGUAAUAGAAUAGGAUCUAUGAAAAUAAAAAGCUCCUGGGAUAUUGAUGGGAGAGCUACUAAAAGAAGGAAAAAAUCAGGGGAUCUUAAAAAAGCCAAGAUACAGUUAGAAAGGAUGAAGGAAGUCAACAGCAGAUGCUACCAACCUGAGCCUUUUGCGUGUGGCAUUGAGCAUUGUUCUGUGCAUUACGUGAGUGACAACGGGGACGGAGUCUAUGCCGGGAGGCCUCUGUCGGUCAUACAAAUGGUUGCCUUCCUCGAGCAAAGAGCCAGUGCUCUGCUAGCCAGUUGUGCGAAAAACUGCACUAACUCACCUGCUGUGGUGCGGUUUUCCGGGCAAUCCAGAGGUGUGCCCCCAGCCCCCGAGCCCUUGUCUGCCCCAGGAGCAUGUGAAGAACCCAUGGAAAGGAGAAAUCCUGAGGUUGGUGAACCACAGAGUGAGCCAGUCCGUGUCCUUGACAUGGUAGCCAGGCUGGAGUCCGAGUGCCUGAAGCGGCAGAGCCAGCGUGAGCCUGGGAGCCUCUCGAGGAAUAACAGCUUCCGUCGCAAUGUGGGCCGCGUGUUGCUUGUGAAUGGCACCCAGGCUGAGGAAAGCAAAACAAACAAAGGCGCCUUGGAGGUACCUGACACUCAGGUGAAAACUGUGGGGUCUGUAUCUGUGGACUGUGGCCCCUUAAGAGCUGACCAUUGUUCUCCCAAGGGGGACCAGGCCUGGGACGGCGCUCCUCGGGGCUGUCCCUCAUUGCCAGCAGGCGUGAGUUUGCACACGGACAGUGCAGAAUUAGAGCCAGAUCAGCAGACUGCCAUGAAAAACAGCAAUACACAUGAUGUGGAAAUGACAGAGGAACUUGUUGGGUCACCUUUUCCUCCUCGCACCUGUCCCCAAGCCAUUGAAUUGCCCCCAGAUGCUAUUGAUGGUAUGAGUGAAGAGCUUGUGCCUCUUGCUAGCCAAAAUCCUGAUCAGAGAAGAAAAGAAUCUUUGUGCAUUAGUAUCACUGUGUCCAAGGUAGAGAAAGACCAGCCUUCCAGUUCAAAGUCCUGCGAAGACCCACUUCCAGGGAUGUUGUUUUUUUUGCCAUCUGGUCAGCACCAGUCGGGCUGUUCCCAGCUGAAUGAAGGCACAACAGAAGAGUCUUCCGAGGCCAGUCAGCUUGAAGAUGCUGCUGAGGGUGACAGUGCAUCUGAGGAAAAAAGUGUCUCGGCUGAUUCAUUUGUCCCGCUGGCUUCUGUGGAAAGUACAUUACCAGUGCUUGAGGCAUCCAGUUGGAAGAAGCAGGUGUCGCAUGACUUUCUGGAGACCAGGUUUAAAAUCCAGCAGCUUUUGGAGCCUCAGCAGUACAUGGCUUUUCUGCCCCACCACAUUAUGGUGAAAAUCUUCAGGUUACUUCCCACUAAGAGUUUAGUGGCUCUUAAAUGUACCUGCUGCUAUUUCAAGUUUAUCAUUGAAUAUUACAAUAUCAGGCCAGCAGAUUCUCGCUGGGUUCGGGAUCCACGCUAUAGAGAGGAUCCGUGCAAGCAGUGCAAGAAAAAAUAUGUGAAAGGGGAUGUGUCCCUGUGCCGGUGGCACCCCAAGCCCUAUUGCCAGGCAUUGCCCUAUGGCCCGGGAUACUGGAUGUGCUGCCACCGGUCUCAGAAGGGCUUCCCUGGCUGUAAGCUGGGGCUUCAUGACAAUCACUGGGUCCCUGCUUGCCAUAGCUUUAAUCGGGCAAUCCAUAAGAAAGCAAAAGGGACUGAAACUGAAGAGGAGUACUAAAGUUUAUGUGCGAGGCAACGGAUUGAUUUUUAAAACUGCAAACCACCACCUAGAUACGCCGUUCCAGUGAGUGUUGCCUCUCAGUCUUCGUUCCAGGAGAACCUCUGCUACUCCAUCAGGACUGCCAUUGCUCAGGCAUCUUAAAUCUCUGAAUUUACGAGCUGUAGAAGAAAAUCGGUCUCAUCGUUUUCUAGUGGUGCCUCAUGCUUGAUCCAGGGCUGUAUCCCACAGUUUGAUCCACUUGGCUGUGAAUAACUAUGCCUGUUUUCCCAAAUCGAAUCCUUCUUCAAAGGAUUGUUCAAAGAAGACUUGCCACCGUCAAGAAUGUUCAGCAGAGUUCAUCGCAGACUAUGCAGGCAAUCCCCAAAAAGGGGUUCUGGGCAUGUUUUGAGCACUGGCACCAUAUCUGAAAUAAGUGAAUAGUGUCCUAUGAAGAGAAUAGCAGUACUCUUGGGUGAAAAGUAUGCUUACAAAGAAAAGUUAGGCACCUUACCUUAGACCUUGUAUGCUUGAUCUGUGAGACUGAUGUUUGUGGUUGGAGAUGGAUUUCAUGCCCUGUGGUGUUUACAGUGUAUAUAAUGGUUGUGUUUUCAUAGGGCUAUGAAAGUGCACAUUAAACCCGAGCGCCUUUACUUUAGAUGAGUGCUUUUGGCCCCUCUGUAAAUAACACUAUUAAAAUCCAGGUGUAAAUAGCGGACAGCUGACUGAACAUAAUCACCACAAUGCAGCUAGGAUAGUGUUGCAGCUACAACUGUGUGGAUUUUUUUUGGUUUUUUGUUUUUUUGGUCUCGUCUCAAAUUUGUAUAAAAUAUGAAUGUUUCCCAAAUAAACUAUGAAUGUUUUCUGUAUAAUAUAUGAAUGUUUCUGAAAAGAAACUCUAAAUAGUUAAGAGGUUAACCUGUUGAAAGGAUACCAAAUAAUGGUUUAACUGGACAACCUUAAAAAAUUAGCAUAGAGAACAAUCCUUUGUUAUAUUUUAGUGAUUCACCAAGAAUGAGAGAAUAUUAUAUAGUCAGAUUAUAACAUUCUUGUCUAUUUUAUUCUUUCUGUCUGGUUACAAAUUUUUUUUAACUUCAAUAAAAACAUGCAUCUUAAAUGGGA